AUGUCCACACCGUCGAAAUUGGAUACAUCUUGCCCACCACUUUCAACGCUAAAGUUGCCUAGGUUACUGGCAUCGGUUCCACCGACUUCGAAACAUACCGAGAUUUCAGCACCACCUACUUUGCCACAUAACACAUCAGCGUUUUCCACUAUGAAUAAUGUUAACGAUUCUUAUCAACAAGAUAUGCCCAAUACAGAAACAACAGUGAAACCCUUACCAAAUAAACGUGGACGGAAGCCCUUGACCACAAUGCCGUCUGCUAAAAAACAUUAUCAAAACUUAAAAAAUCAAAGAGCAUUUCGACAGCGUCGAGCAAAUUAUGUUCAAGAGCUUGAAGAAAAGGCCACAACAUUUGAAAAGUUAUAUAAUGAUGUUCUAAAGGAAAAUAAAAUUUUAAAAGAAAAAUUGAGGUCACUGAAACGACAAUAUUCAACCGAUUGUGAAGAAAAUGAAGAUUGUGAAGAAAAUGAUGGAUGCGACAGCGAACAAAAGUGCAAAAAGGCACCAGCUAAUAAAAAAGGCACAAAUUCAUCUUGCAAAGUAGUCAAACGCAUGGAUGAUGAUGAUGAUGUCGCGUCAUGUGACGAAAAUUCGACAAUACAGUCACCCAGAGCGUGUGUACAAACGUCAUGCCAUAAACCAAAUAGUGUAUCAUAUGAUCCUUCAACAAACCAAAAGUUACCUUCAUUAACCCCGGACACCUUACCAUCUAUUAAUUUUAAUAGGCAACCUAAACAUCAGCAAGUUGAAAGUCACCCAUCUUUAUCAAUCGAAGACAUAAUAAUGAAAGAGCCUCUUUUCUGUACCACAGAAGAAGGAGACCUUUGUUUUUGUGAUCCUUCUCAUAAUUCACCAAAUCAUGAUUGUAAAAAAUUGAUAGUUCCUCAACAAUUUGUAGCACAGUAUACAAAUUCAAUUUACUCUACACUUCCCAAGAGUCCAUUAAACAGCUCUAGUGAAUGGCAGCAGGAAGAUAUCUAUUAUGCACAAUCACCAUCACCUACUUCUACCACCUCAUUAGCGACUGAUGAGAGUACUUUGCCUCGAAACCAUCCUUUGAAUUUGAAUUGGAUAUUAGAUACACCGGAGGAGGAUACAAGUUGA
Molecule: messenger RNA, 1104 nt
Organism: Racocetra fulgida
Lineage: Eukaryota; Fungi; Glomeromycota; Glomeromycetes; Diversisporales; Gigasporaceae
Source: the annotation of a GenBank genome assembly